This is a messenger RNA of Drosophila biarmipes, 619 nucleotides long. RefSeq lists its product as uncharacterized. Bases 69 to 611 code for a protein of 180 amino acids. Lineage: Eukaryota; Metazoa; Arthropoda; Insecta; Diptera; Drosophilidae. The transcript is spliced from 4 exons. The record is from RefSeq and is a predicted model, not a curated record.
CCAGUGGCAUCAUCGAACCUCUCCCCUCAAAAUAAAGGAGAGUAUUAAAAUAAUUAAUCUUAUCCACAAUGCCACUGAAUUUUAACCGAUUGUGCCUACCAUUGCUUAUGUUGGCUUGUCAUCUGGUGGCUGAGAUUCCGCAAUGCUUUCACUUUACCUGGGUUGGUGCCUACGAUAAUCACUCAAACAUUCAGACCGAAACCUGCGAUUCCAGAGUGGGUGAUUUUAAUGACAUACCCUGCGAAGAGCCAUUGGUUGUGACACCCGACGACACAGUUCCGGAUGUUAAGGCUCUAUGGCAAAAUACCACGGAAAACCGCGAGAACUUUCUGUGCCAAAUGUCGCCCGGCCGCUCAUGCGUGAAAUACUCCUACAUAUUCAAAGGCGGAAUACAAAACAUCACGUAUAUGUGCGCCAAAGUGAACAGCAGCAACGGGUGCUAUCGCCAGUUACAUCCCACCGGUAUGGUUGUGGAGGCCUGUGUCUGCACCUCCCGAGUGGGUCUGAUACCCUGUAAUGGCUGCUCGAAAACUCGGCUCGGUGGAGCUACGGGCUGGGCUCUUUGUUUGCUCGGCCUUUAUCAAUGGCUAAAUAAAUAUCGAAUCGUUUGAACUGCAAA